GUAGUCACAUGUGUUCACCCCCCCACAGUGUCCAUGCAGGUACAACCCUGACUCAGAGAGGAGGCUGAGAGAGAUGGGACUAGUUAUGGUAACUAAAGUAACGAGACAGCCAGAUACAAUGCUAGAGAUCUUUGAACCAACCAACUCACACGAUGAUGUCACUAAAACAGUCUCAAUCGGGCCACUUUUGGGACACAGUCAGGUUCAGCUAACAAGCUCUAAUGAACAGGCCACACAAUCACGUUCAGAUGUUCAACUGUUGGUGGCAGAACAAAACAAAGAAAUCACUCGAUUACAGCAACAACUAACACUUUCCAAUGACCUGUUGACACAUUGCAACAACCAGCGACAGAGAUCUGACACAGAGAACCAACAGCUGGUAGGGACCCUCAGAGGACAAGUGGACGUCCUCCAACGAAGAGUGGCCUCUCUCUCAGCCACCAAUCGUAGCAGCCACCCUCAGGAGGUGGAGUUCUGGCAGGUGUCUCCAGAGGAGGUGUCUAUUAGAGAGGAUGAGAUUCUUGGCCGAGGGGCCUGGGGCUACGUUGCCAAGGGAACCUUUAGAGGAACAACGGUGGCCGUCAAACGAGUGUAUCCUGAAAUCUUACGACAGACCACGGUGGAUCGAAUUCGUCGUGAGAUUCGCACCAUGGCUCAGAUCCGCCACCCCAACCUUGUCCUCUUUGUUGCUGCCGUCCUCAACGAGCAAACAGGUCCCAUGAUUGUCACAGAGCUCCUGGAUACCCCUCUACGUUCUGCAUACCAAGACAAUCGUGUUGGUCCCAACAAGCGAAGGAUCUUUGGAGACAUCUCCUCAGCUCUGGUUUAUCUCCACCGACAGAGGGAACCCAUCAUCCACAGAGAUGUGAGCUCUGCUAAUGUCCUCCUUCUCUCUCUACCCAACAACAAAUGGCUUGCCAAACUCUCAGACUUUGGAUCAGCCAACCUAGCUCGAGAUGCCACUACUCCUGGAGAAGGUGCUAUCCUGUACACUGCCCCUGAGGCCUAUCCCCAACCACCUUCAUCACGUCAACCACCACCACAACAGACGACAAAGAUCGAUGUGUACAGUUUUGGAGUGCUUGCUUGUGAAGUGGUGACUUGAACAUUUCCGAAAUCUGAACUGUUUUAUCGUCUGUUAUCGAGUAUGGAAGGUGUAUGGUGGGAGCUUCACCCACUCAUCACCUCCUGUGUCUCUCACUCCCCUCAGGACAGACCCUCCAUGGACACUGUGCUACACCACAUCAAACAAUUGAACUCUGAGCCUUAGGACAUUUAGUGUCAUUUCUGUACGUGUGAAAUAGUUUUCGACUACCCCAUGUUCAUCACUAUUUUGUACUUUGUGAUUAUUAUUUUGGCCAUAGCAUUGGGCAUGCAUGACUGUUUUUUUGUCUAUUUUAUAAGUACGACAAUUUUUUUAGUG
Molecule: messenger RNA, 1423 nt
Organism: Halichondria panicea
Lineage: Eukaryota; Metazoa; Porifera; Demospongiae; Suberitida; Halichondriidae
Product: probable serine/threonine-protein kinase DDB_G0271682
Exons: 1
Coding region: 74-1105 (343 amino acids)
Biological process (GO): protein phosphorylation
Molecular function (GO): ATP binding; protein serine/threonine kinase activity
Source: RefSeq, a predicted model, not a curated record